This is a messenger RNA of Daldinia decipiens, 2379 nucleotides long. RefSeq lists its product as uncharacterized. The record is from RefSeq and is a predicted model, not a curated record. Gene Ontology annotation, biological process: double-strand break repair via nonhomologous end joining. Lineage: Eukaryota; Fungi; Ascomycota; Sordariomycetes; Xylariales; Hypoxylaceae. Bases 1 to 2379 code for a protein of 792 amino acids. Gene Ontology annotation, molecular function: DNA-directed DNA polymerase activity; DNA binding. The transcript is spliced from 2 exons. Gene Ontology annotation, cellular component: nucleus.
AUGGAGAACCAGCUAGAGGAAAAGGUCGCAUUCUUUGAACGCCUCGAAGCAUAUACGAAUGAUGACGAUGAUGAUGGAGAGGAUGAUAUCUUGGGCGCUGAUGAGGAGGCAUACAGGCAGAAAACCAAAGCCUUUUACUCCGUUGCGCCAACCACUUCCAAGAAUGGUUCACCUACUGCGCUAAGGGGAGUCGGUGCUGCUCCUAUGGAAUUGGCGUCAGACCCUAUUCAUAGCAAUAGCGAUCCCGAUGUAGAAAUCAUUGCUGUUACUCCCCGAUGUAAUGAGCCAAGAACCGGCGGUCUAAGCCUACAGGCAAGCAUCUCUGUUAGUAACAAGACUGUGCCUGAGACUGCAUCUGCAGCUGCUAGACAGCCACCGCGUCGCACAACACGUUCUAUGCGCUCAAGUCUUCUCACCAUACAUUCUAGCCCUAAAAGUGAUCCUUCACCCUCUGUUAGGAUGGGAAAACGCAAGAAGGAAGCACCCCUGAAACUGGCCCCUGAGGCACGCCGAAUUUUCAAAGACCUCUUAUUUUUUUACAUCCCUAAUGACGAUAUCAACCCGGCGCGCAGAUUGCAGAUCAGGAAAGCUCGGGAACAUGGUGCUACGUGGUGCAGGAAGCUAGACGAAGCGACUCAUAUAAUUGUCGAUAAAAAGCUUACCUAUACGGAUAUAGAGAGGCAGCUGCAAGAUGACCCCAGGUGGUCAGAAAAGGUGCUUGUCAAUGAAAAUUACCCCAUUGACUGCCUUAAGCACCGCAUAAUUGCAAAUCCUAACCAGAGCCAAUAUAAGGUUUCUGGGACCCCAACGCCUGCUGAGAAACCAGCAGACAAAACAGAACUGUCACGUUUAGACAAUGAUGAUGCCUCGCUCGAGUUAAAGCCAAGCCGCAGGAAGUCGGCGAGACGAUAUCGUUCGCCUGUGUUAAGCACCCAGUCGUAUAGCCAGAGCUCUUCUCAGAGAAGUGCUGCCUUGAUUUCAUCUUCCAAGAGGCAACGAAAUAAAAGCGCCACAGGUAAUGCCCAACCAGCGCAUGCACAAAAUGAGGCACCACCUUCAAAGCAGGCAAUUGAGACUGGUGUGGAUGAUGAACUCACACAGUGUAUAUCUGAGAUGAAAGCCACGGGUAAUAGCGACCUAUUUAGUGAUUCGUUAAUGGAUAACGAUGAUCCUGCUGGGCCGCCAUUAACAGAUGAAGUUGAGGUUCUCUCAGACUCUAGCAGCUCGGAUGAUAGGAGACCGUGGAAAAGGAGAACCAGGAGCAGCACUGGCCAUUCUAAGGGCAAAAACCCUUGGCAAGAAAAAUUCAUUUGCAUGAAGGGCGGGACUAAGGACCAUACGGACAGUAAUCCCAACGCGGAGACGAUCAAGGUUCUCCAGGAGAUGCUAGAUCAGCAUACUCUUACCGGUGAUAAUUUCCGUAUUAGAGCUUAUAGGUUAGCUAUCGCAACCUUACGAAUGCAAUCAAAGAAGAUAAGUACCGCUGAAGAAGCACGCGGCCUGCCUAAUAUUGGUCGAAUUGCAGACAAGAUCGAGGAGAUUGUCACUACGAACCGACUAAGACAACUCGAGUAUGCGCUUGAUGACCCUCGAAGGAAGAUCAUAGGCUUGUUUCUACAGAUCUAUGGCGUAGGCCAGAUUCAGGCUCACAAGUGGGUUGCCCAAGGCUUUCGGACGCUAGACGACCUAAAGAACAAAGCCGAUCUGAAUACCAACCAGAAAAUCGGGUUAGAACACUUUGACGAUUUGAAUACCCGAAUUCCACGACGGGAGGUGGAGGCUUUAGCUGAUUGUGUUAAAGACACAGCCGCGGCCAUUGAUCGCAACGUAGAGUUGAUUAUCGGAGGCAGCUAUCGGCGGGGAGCUGAUAGUUCCGGCGAUAUUGACCUGAUCGUGACCAAAAAGGGCACGUCUUCUACAAGCCAAUUAGCUCCGUUUCUGAACCAGCUAGUCGAUACAUUGUCCCGCGAAGGCUUUUUGACUGUUGCGCUUGCCGCUCAUCAUGGUAACGGCGACGAUACCGACGGUGGUAGUAAAUGGCACGGUUGCUGUGUGCUGCCAGAGAGUGCGUUCCCUGGUCCUCAAAGUGAAUAUCGCCCUAUAUGGAGACGUAUAGACAUUCUACUUGUGCCCCGGACCGAGCUCGGCGCAGCACUUAUCUACUUCACCGGAAACGACAUAUUCAAUAGGUCAAUACGGCUGUUGGCACAGAAGAAGGGCAUGCGGCUAAACCAGAGAGGGUUGUUUGGGAAUGUCCCACGAGGACAGGGGAAUACUAAGGUGAACGAAGGAACGCUGCUCGAGGGGCGAGACGAGAAGAAGAUCUUCGAGAUCCUUGGCGUUCGCUGGAGAGAACCGCACGAGAGGUGGUGUGGUUAG